Molecule: messenger RNA, 1365 nt
Organism: Hipposideros armiger (great roundleaf bat)
Lineage: Eukaryota; Metazoa; Chordata; Mammalia; Chiroptera; Hipposideridae
Product: leukocyte immunoglobulin-like receptor subfamily A member 6
Biological process (GO): immune response-regulating signaling pathway
Cellular component (GO): plasma membrane
Source: RefSeq, a predicted model, not a curated record
AUGGGAGGAAGCGCCAGGACCCAGAACUUCAUUGUCCUUCUCUGCCUCGGAGUCCUCAGUAAAUCAUCCAUUUGGGCUGAUCCAGGCCCCAUGGUCACCAAGGGGAGCCCUGUGACCACCUGGUGUCAGGGGUCCCCGCAGGCUGAAGCCUAUCAUCUGUAUAAAGAGCAGGAGUCUCAAGUGCUGGAUACGAAGGUCCCACAGGACUCCAACAACAAGACCAUUUUCCUCAUUAAAUCCAUGAGCUCACCCACUGCAGGAUGGUACCAGUGUGCAUAUUACACCAGUAGGAAUGGCUGGUCAGAGCAGAGUGACCUCCUGUCCCUGGAGGGGCGUGAGCUCCUUUUUUCUCCCUCAGGUGUGCACGAUGCACCCUCCCUCUCAGCCCAGCCCAGCCCUGUGGUGGCCUCAGGAGGGAACGUGUCCCUCCCGUGUAGCUUACAGUCCACAUGAAAUACUUUCCAUCUGCUGAAGGAUGGAGGAGCUGACCCGCCCCGACACGUGGAAUCAAGGAUCUAUGAUGGGAGGUGGCAGAACUGGGCCCAGACCAUCUUCCCUGUGGGCCCUGUGAACACUUCCCAUGGGGGGACCUACAGAUGCUAUGGUGCCUCCAGCUGCUACCCCAAUGUGUGGUCAUACCCCAGUGACCCUCUGUAUCUCAAGGUUUUAGAGGUGUACAGGAAGCCCACCUUCUCCGCCCAGCCAGGCACAUUGGUGCUGCCUGGACACAACUUGACCCUCCAGUGUCACUCGGAGGCCAGCUUUGACAGAUUCACUCUGAGCAAGGACGAGGGGCUCAUGCCCCUCCAAAGUCGGAGCCAAUUUUUCCCUGGACACACACCUAACAAGGGCCGGAACAGAUGCUACAGUGGACACAACCGCUCCUAUGCAUGGUCGGCCCCCAGCUCCCCCCUGGACAUCCUGAUCACAGGAACGUACAAGAAACCCUCCCUCUCAGUCCAGCCAGGACCCUCAGUGUCCUGGGGAGAGAAUGUGACCCUGCAGUGUCGCUCUGAGAUCUGGUUUGAUACCUUCCACCUGCACAAGGAGGGGUCACCUGCUCCUCCCCAGCACCUUCGUCUGCAGGACACAGCUGCACCUUCUCAGGCCAACUUCACCAUCAGUCCUGUGACCUCAGCCCAUGGGGGAACUUACAGGUGUUACUGUUCACGCAGCACCUCCCCCUACUGCAGUCACCCCCUGCAGCUCAUGGCCUGAGCCUCCCAUCUCCAGGACUACACAGUGGGGAAUCUCAUCCGGAUGGGCGUGGCUGGCGUGAUCCUGGUGAUCCUCGGGGUGCUGCUGGUGCUGCUGUUUGAAGCUUGGCACAGUCAGACAAGGACCCACAAUGCAGCCAGGAGGUGA